This is a messenger RNA of Linum trigynum, 4113 nucleotides long. Lineage: Eukaryota; Viridiplantae; Streptophyta; Magnoliopsida; Malpighiales; Linaceae. The record is from the annotation of a GenBank genome assembly.
GGAAAGAAAGGGAUCUUCUUUCCCCGCCGCCUCUCUCUCUGUCUCGCAACCCCUCUUUGGCUUUUUACCGUUGCAGCGUCGGAUCUCAUCUCAUCUCGACGGAGCUGCCUACAACGUCAUGGUGAAGAAUCAGGCGGUGGAAGAGGAUGACGUGGAAGCAUUUUUAGCGAGUUUGGAUCCUAAAUCUAAACGCUGCCCUCCUGAGGUGGUGGCGAAGUUGAUUCAGUCGAGAGCAAUUGGUUGCAUCACCGCACUUUUGGAGCGGAAAAUCUCUCACAAUCGGUUGGAUAUCUGCGGACCGGUGGGGAACUGCCAACUGCCCCUGCAUUAUGCUGCUAAGUUCGGGUUUCACGAGGCGAUCGAGCUGUUGAUUCGCCAUUGGGUUCGUCCCUACCAUGUUUUUUCGAGCUUCGAACCCAAAGAACUUGAAACGAGUGCCAUCGACUACGCGCUCGAGACCAGUUGCAAUGAAUGGAACAAGAAGAUGGAGGAAAGCCAAAGCAGCGGCGGCGGCGACCUCCUCCUCUCCGAUUUGAUCCUCUGGCUGCCGGAAUGGAUCUCCGACGCCGACAAUUUCAACUGGUGGCGCACGGUAAAGCUGCUCGGACGCGCCAAGGAUAAAGACCUGGAGAUGAAAAUCUUCCGGUAUGCAAGGAAUGGCCUGGCGGCGAAGCUGCUCUGGCUUCUCCUUGCUGUCCCUGACCGAGUUCUCUCCCCAACAUUCUUGCAUUGCCUAACUCGACGCUUCAAGUUUCAGCAUUCACGUUUGGAAGACUACUCCCUCCGCGAUUUCCUUACCUCUCAACUUGCUUUCGUGGUCGCCGACAUCCGGUGGUGCAGCGAUGGCGAUGAUCCCCAAUUGAUAAAGUCUUUGCAGGAAAAGCGGUCAAUCCUCACCUCUUCCCUGCUAUUACUUGAAGUCUUUCAGAAAGCUGGCACCCAAUUGUCUAACUUAAUCCCAAUUUUGCUAGAAAAAGAGAAACAGCAUCUUUCCAGUUCCCCAAUUGCUCAACAGGUCCAGACUAUCUUAGAAGGAGCUGGGAUCCCUUUAACUUCUCUGAACUGCCCUAUCAUAUCCACCCAAGAUUCCGAGAUUAACUAUCCAUACCCUAGCGGACCGGUCAACCGUAAUAUGAUGCACUGUCACCGGCCAAGAUCAGGGUAUUUGGCCUUUUUAAUUCGACCCACCAGUGUGUGCAGAAGUGAAAUUCUUGAUUCGGAAUUCAACAGGGCUAUAGAGAAUUUAUGCUAUCAUCCUUGUCUGAAGGAUUGGAACCCCCAAGAGUCAACUUUCAAGUUGCUUUUCAUAUUUUGUCUUCCUGACUUGGUAGAAAAGAUGCAAUGCAUGUUGCAGUUGGAGCUCGGGUAUGGUAAGCCUGCGAAAGUCAUCCACCCCACCUAUCUUGCAAAACUAUGUUUUAUCUACAUCACGGAGGGGCGAAUUGUUGAGUUCACUGCAGCUCUAAUGGCCGUACGAGUCCUUCUUCAGUUUGACCAUCCACUUGGUCCUCAAAUUUCUUACCAUACUGGGGACUAUAUGGAGUAUACCCCAAACUUGUAUGACUUUUUACUGCAUGCUUCGAGGAGAGUUCUCGAUGAAGAAAUCAGCUUGACAGGAAAGAGUGAGGACAAUGUUACUGUUCAGAUUCUCAAGGAGAAAAAAUCGGUUCUGUCUUCUGCAUUUCUAUUAGCACGGAUAUUUGAAAACUCUUCGGAACGUAUUCAUCGGUAUCUUCACUCUCCAAGAUAUAAGGUAGUUCAGGAAUGUAGGGAUUUGAAGAUGAUUAUAGGUGAUGUUGCAUCCUUGCUUGAAGACUCAGGUUUUGUGUUAACAUCCCAGGACAGAUGUGUCAAUCACUUGGAAUGUUUCUCAAGCAAAGCACGUGUCAACAAAAGCGAUAUAGAAGAAAAUUCAUUGUCAUUUGUGCCACAGUUGAAGACAACUCCAUGUGUUAAGGGGCAGCAAGCAACCAGAGUGUCCAAGACAAUCAUGUCAGCACGAAACAUCGGAUCAUCUUUGGUUAUUGGUUCAUCCAUUAGCAAGCUUCCAUCGCGAUCAUAUCACUCAUUCCCAAUGAUGGUAAGGUAUGAAGGGUCUAAGGUCGCCAAAUCGCCGGCCCAAAAUGGAAUCAACUUGGUUACAAAAAGAGUGGAGGUAGCACAAUGGUCCGCUUUUAAAUUGAAAAGGAGUUUGAAGUUCCUGACAAUGACUAAGGUGUUGCGUUUGUGAUGAUGCUACACAUUCUUUCUAGGCUUUUGCUUGCUAUGUUGUUUGUAUAUUUACACUUCACUUUUAUCAUUAAUUCAUAAGAGACUCCAGAGGAAGUGUUUCAAAAUAAUGGUUUGUGAAAAAAGGAACUUCUAACUCGAGGAAGUAGGCCGCCAUCCCAACAUUCUUGGCUCAGGCCGGCUAUUUGAUCCCGGCACGAAUGCUCUUUCAUUUCAGUUUGCCAAUCUUUUCUAUCAUCGGAUCUAGCCGGAGGUGGGUAAUUACAUGUUUCCAUAUUCAUGACGAUCCCCUAACCUAUCUCGAUGGAGCAGAGCGAGAAUGAUGGCAUCUUCGCUCCGCCACCGAGUAGUACAGAUUGCCAUUGAACCCUCCCAUCACUGCGGCAAUUAUUGCCGCGAGUAGCAUCAUCUACCUCGAGCCCACUUUCCUCCGCCGCCUCCUCCCUUCUACCGGCGAAGUCCUGGUUCAAUUCCUAUCUCAUUCUCAAGGUAACCGCUCCUCUGUUUUCCCAUAAAUUUCAGUCCCCUACCAUUUUGAUUAAUUGCCAAAAGAGCGCGAGACUGAUUUCAUAUAAAUUCAUACAUUAAUUAGUUAUGAGAUUGUUGCAGUGAAGGAAAUAACCUGAUUGCUUCCAGUUGAGUCCAAAACCUGAAAAUUUGGGGUUCAUUUUGCCCUGAAAAUUUGGUGAGACGCUUCUUCCUAUCUCCAUUCUACCACAUGGAUGAUAUUCAGAAUGCUUGUUCUCCUUAUCACUGCCCAGAACCUGCAGUCCUCCCAUGACAUAGCAUCGAACCUUCCUGUCGCUUCCACCCUUUUCGCAACAGAACUUACUGCAUUCCCAGCGGUAACGACAAGGCCUUAUACCGUUGGUGCCUCGAAGUUGGGAAUGAGUGAUGAGAGCAAGCUGAAAGUCCACUGUCUAGCUUUGAACUGAUCAAACUGCACAAUCUGCACACGGAGAGCGAAAUGAUCACAUUCUGAUGCUGAGAAAUAAAUAUGGAUGGAUCCCUCGCCGACUAUGAUUCGGUUGAUGUUCAUGUGUGGCUUGUCUUCCCUAUUUCUCAGCUACAUUUUCUAUUCCCCUCCGUUUUCAUUUAUAGGCUUGUCAUUGUUCUCUUUGUAAAGAUGCAGCAUGGCAGCUGAUGGUGGAAACAUUAUUUCACAAAGAAGAAAGAACGUUUAUUUUAAGCUGAAGUUCCAAUGCUAUCUUCACUUGCCAAAGUAAAAAACAAGAAAAGAGGGCAGUCGUACCUGGCAAACGUUACUUUUACUUGCUGCUGGGUCUUGGUCUGGGUCUGGGUAUCGACUGGAUUUCUUCAUCAAAUUAGUAUUGUCGAGAUAAGGUUCAACACCUCCACACAUACACUCAUCAGCAUUAAAAUCUAUGUAAGUACACACACAAACCAAAUAAUAAUGUAUAUAAAUAUGUAUAUCUACACAGGUAACCAGUUGAGCUAAAUAAAUGUAGUAAAUAAACAACUACUCUCCCUGCAACAUACCUGGCUAAGAAUAUAAAACAAAAUUUCGAUGGAAGUCAGUACAAUUGCAGUAUGUCAUGUGUCUCCUCCAUCCAGGACCACCCUUGUAAUCAUACUCUAAUGUAACCUACAUCUACUUCACCAUCCCUUAACAGUUUUUCUUCUUCACUGUCUAGGCCAUCCCACACUGACAUCUCCAACUGACCCACCUAAUCCUAAGAACUCAUAAUAAUAAACCAAAUCCGCGCAAAACGCUCUGCCAAGCCAAUACCAUGUACAUGUUUUACUUAUCAAUCCCUUUACUUCUUCCCCUCUGGAUCUUCUCCACAUACACUAACAUCCAAGUCCAAGAUCUGCUUCCACAUAAGGAUGCAAUCACCUGCUAAAUAAGCAGGCUCCCAAAGA